ACACAAUGACACAUUGAGAGUCUUAGGUUUAGUGAUAACACCUGGUAGUGCUUCCCCAGCAUUCUGGUUAAUGUUUAGCUGUGGAAAACUGUUUAAAUAACUGUAGAAGCCUUGGUCACAAUUUUUGCCUUUAGAAGCAGAGCACUGUGCAUUUGAUGUGGUCUGAGAGGUUUCCUAAAGAAACAGGAACAGUCUUUCUAUCGAGGUCAAACUGCUAGGAAAGUUUCAUCAGCACUUCUCAAUUUUGUCUCAGCUUCUUGAAAAUGGCAGGCGUAAGCAAAUGCUUGAAGUACUCCAUGUUCAUCUUCAACUUCUUAUUUUGGGUGUGUGGUUGCAUUAUUUUGGGAGUCUCUAUAUGGAUACGCGUUAGCAAAGAUGCUCAAGAGGCUCUGGACAUAAGCAGCAGCAAUAUGUUUGUCGGGGUUGAUGUGCUGAUAGCUGUGGGCUCCAUCAUUAUGAUCCUAGGAUUUCUUGGUUGCUGUGGUGAUAAGGAAAGCCGGUGCAUGCUUCUCUUGUUUUUUAUUGGACUGCUGCUGAUCCUGAUCCUUCAGGUCACAGGGGGUAUUUUAGGAGCAGUGUACAAACCUCAGCUUGAGGAGGGCCUUAACCUGACACUUAAGGAGGCUGCUGAUUUACUGAAAGGUAAUUCCGAAAAUGCAAAACAAGUUCAAGAGUCAUGGCAGAAGUUUCAGCUACAGGGUCAAUGCUGUGGUUUGGACAAUGGGAUUAAUGACUGGGGAACAAAUAGUAAUAGUGUUUUUGAUGGCAAAAAAGUCUGUGAAUGUGAAAAAAAGUAUCAAGAAGAAAACCUCUGCUACCUUUAUCAAGACAGAUAUAUUUUUAAACAGUCUUGUAAAACACUGCUUCUCGAUUUCCUUAAGAAAAAUAUGGACAUAAUUAUGGGAAUUGCAUUUGGAAUGGCAGUCAUUGAGGUUCUCGGUUUGGUGUUUUCUAUGUGCCUCUACUGCCAGAUCCAGAGAAAAUGAAAAUGUGGAAGUGUCAGAACAAUGUCAUCAGCCAAUUCAAAACCUUUGUAGAUACAGAGAUAUUUGCCUUGGCACCUUCUUAUAAAUAUAUGCAUGUCCCAGGCAGCUGUUCUGAUGAAAAUGGUACCCACUGUACACACAGAUACAUCACAGUUUGCAAAAUGACCUCCUUACACUUUGUAAGAUUUAAUGAUGUGAAUGUGAAUUUUUUUUUUGCAAUAAAUGUCUUUAUUUGUGUUUUUGA
Messenger RNA from Coturnix japonica (Japanese quail), 1230 nucleotides. RefSeq names its product tetraspanin 8 (gene TSPAN8). Lineage: Eukaryota; Metazoa; Chordata; Aves; Galliformes; Phasianidae. The record is from RefSeq and is a predicted model, not a curated record. Gene Ontology annotation, cellular component: plasma membrane.